AUGACAACCCUAGGCUAUUUUCACCUCUUCCCGCUUCUACCCACCGAGCUCAAACUGAAAAUCUACCGCCUAGCGCUCACUCCACGGACUAUACCUGUUCGCCUCAAGCUCGACCUGGAUGCUUGGAGCUGGUCCACCGAAAAGGAUUGGUGGACAUGCUACUCGGUAGUUUCGGACAUGGAGACGCCUCGGGCUCCGCUGCCCGCCGUGCUCAAGGCCAGAUACGACGCCUGGGCGGAGCUCAAGGGGUUGUAUGGCGGGCUGAGAAUCGACAGGCAUAUCCUGGAGACCCUGCUAGGUGCGGCGGCGGUGCCAGACGGCGGGGCCCAAAAUAGCGGCGAGGCAGAAGAAGAAGAAGAAGAAGAAGAAGAAGAAGAAGAAGAAGAAGGACCGAACAACAACGAGGGGCCGUUGCCGGUGAACGAGGCGAUAACCUUGAGCGAUAGUCACCAGCUGAACGAUUUUGAGAAGGGCGACGACGAUGCCAAGCUGUCGACGAGGAAACUCGCCGAUAGGCUGCUCUCAGCCGAACAGGAGAGCCGGAGACCAGCCUUUAACCCGGAUCGUGAUACCCUCGCAUGGAAGGACACGAGGCGCUGGGCUUCAUGCGGCGAACCACAGUUGCUGACUCUGGUGCACCCUCUGUUUCUGGCAUCCUGUCUCUCGGUGAGAUAUGUCAGGAUCGAAUACAUCCCAUGCAUGGCCAACCUGCUCGAGGUCCUGGCGUUCAGUGUCCUAGAUGAGAGACGCGCGCUUGAGGGCUUGGACUUGAGCGUGAGAAACCCCAGUGAUGGAAGAGUCCUCAGGUUCAAGCUAUGCAGAAUACCGGAGCAUACCAAGCUUUCUGGCGAGAAAAAGAUGAUUGGGGAGGUGAUAAGGGAUGAUCAGCCCGUGGAUGGAAUUGAGCAUCUCGUGAAGCGAUCCCAAGUCGUCUGGUUCCCGUGGUUUGAGAACAGUGCAAGCCAAGGGGGCAAUCGGAGGGCAAAAGAAGAGACCCAGGACCCUUUGGCCCAGCGCGUAUUCGAAGCAAUUUCACUGCCGAUGCCUUCGACGUCGUCUCCAGGAUCCACUUCUCCGGAUAUAUCACCGAUAUUUUCCCAUCUGUCUUCCGCUCGGCUCAACACAGCCAACGCGGCUAUUCUGCAAGUGCUAUCCGCCUCCGAUCCCACGACGGGUCCAGGAAAGAGCGGUUCAUGGGCACGUAUCGAGGCACUCUCUGACCCUCUAAAUGUCAGGUUCAAUUAUCAGUUUUCCGAUAAGCCUCUAUGCUUUGGCAUGGGCAAUUUCCACACGGAUAUUCUGCUUUGGUGUCGUGCGAUGACACUCCAUGGCGCCGGGUAUCCCGCUAAUUUGCCCUUCAACAUCGUCGGAGUGCCGUGCCAUGGCUUUUGCGAUGAAUUUGUGGGGAUGGGUGUUUGA
Molecule: messenger RNA, 1419 nt
Organism: Truncatella angustata
Lineage: Eukaryota; Fungi; Ascomycota; Sordariomycetes; Amphisphaeriales; Sporocadaceae
Exons: 1
Coding region: 1-1419 (472 amino acids)
Source: RefSeq, a predicted model, not a curated record